Metarhizium brunneum ARSEF 3297 is the source of this 1104-nucleotide messenger RNA. RefSeq names its product Protein psi1 (gene psi1). Gene Ontology annotation, molecular function: protein-folding chaperone binding. NCBI's taxonomy places the organism in Eukaryota, Fungi, Ascomycota, Sordariomycetes, Hypocreales, Clavicipitaceae. Gene Ontology annotation, biological process: translational initiation. The record is from RefSeq and is a predicted model, not a curated record. Gene Ontology annotation, cellular component: cytosol.
AUGGUCAAGGAAACGAAGCUUUACGAUACCUUGGUAGUCAAGCCAGAGGCUACUCAAGACGAGAUUAAAAAGGCUUAUAGAAAAGUAGCCUUGAAAUGGCACCCCGACAAAAAUAAGGGCAGCCCCGAUGCGGCGGAAAAGUUCAAGGAGUGCUCACAGGCCUACGAGAUCCUUUCGGACCCCGAGAAGCGUAAGGUCUAUGACCAAUAUGGUCUCGAAUUCCUUCUGAGGGGAGGAGGUGCCCCUCCUCCCGAAGGUGCUGGGGGCUUCCCUGGCGGCAUGCCUGGUGGAGGCUUUGACGGAUUCGAUUUUGGAAGCGGAGGCAUGCCUGGUGGAGGCACCCGGACUUUCCACUUCAGCACGGGUAGCGGCCCCGGCGACGGAUUCAACUUCAACAAUCCAAACGAUAUAUUCGCUGAAUUUAUGCGGCAACAGAGCGGGGGCAUGCACGGUGACGAGGACAUGCCGGGUAUCUUCUCGUCGUUUGGCAGCGGCGGCGGUAGCCGUUCCGGCCGCACAAGAAUGAGAUCGUCGGGUUUUGGUGAAGCACGACAACGUGAGCAUACACCAGAAAUUUCGACAGUGGAGCGGCCUCUACCAUUGUCCUUGGAAGAGUUGUAUAAUGGAGUCACCAAAAAGAUGAAGAUUAAGCGCAAGACGUUCGACGAGACCGGCAAGCGGGUCCAGACAGACCAGAUUUUGGAAGUUCCCAUCAAGCCGGGCCUGAAGAAGGGUUCGAAAAUCAAGUUCAACGGCGUGGGAGAUCAGGUCGAAGGAGGUCGACAAGAUUUACAUUUCAUCGUGGAGGAGAAGGAGCAUGUCCUCUUCAAGCGAGAAGAUAACGACCUUAUCCACACCGUGGUUCUGGACCUCAAGGAAGCCCUCACUGGGUGGAAGAGAACCGUCACCACCAUCGAAGGCAAGCAAAUCAACCUGGACAAGAGUGGGCCAACGCAACCUGGAAGCGAAGAUCGGUACCCCGGUCUGGGCAUGCCCAUCUCCAAGAAGCCCGGUCAGCGGGGUGACUUUGUGAUCAGGUACAAGGUCAACUUCCCUUCGAGUUUGACGGCGGCUCAGAAGCAGCAGUUGAGGGAAAUUUUGUAA